Messenger RNA from Aspergillus pseudoviridinutans, 1164 nucleotides. RefSeq lists its product as uncharacterized. Bases 1 to 1164 code for a protein of 387 amino acids. The record is from RefSeq and is a predicted model, not a curated record. NCBI's taxonomy places the organism in Eukaryota, Fungi, Ascomycota, Eurotiomycetes, Eurotiales, Aspergillaceae. The transcript has 3 exons.
AUGGCGCAUAAAACCCCACCACCCCCACCUCCCGCUCCUCCAGCAGCACGAAGACUACCUGGAUCGGGUGAAGCAACUGUCCCAGAUACUCCAAAUGUUCCCACUGGAAGCUUUGGGAUUGGAGUAGAGGUCGAAUUCCUGCUAGAACCUCGCGAUGGUACGACUGCUGGCGGCGACAUCCGGGGCUUCUCCAAGUCUGUCGCAUCUGCCUACAAUGAGUUCCUGGCGCGGUACGCUCCAGACAAGCAUCCACGUAUGCACAAUGCGAUAAACGAGUCAUACCUCGGACCGCGAUUCGCAGAAUGGUCCCUCGACUCGGAUUCGACAAUUGAUAUGCCAAAUAAAGGCCAGGCACCCUGGGGCCUUGAGAGCAUCUCCCCGAUUUUCCGGGCUCAUAAGGAUUCAUUAUGGCGUGAACACAUCAAUUUUCUUUGGGAUUUUUUGUCCGCCAAUUACCGGAUUAGCGCAAAUCGCAGCUGUGGUACACACGUGCACCUGUCUCGAUCAGGCGGUUACACACUUUCCCAGCUCAAGAAGGUCUGUCAAAGCAUUAUACACUUCGAGCCUGCGUUUGAAGCACUUCUACCAGAGGAGAGGCUAUCAAAUGAAUAUGCACGGAGCAACUGGUUGGACAAUGAGAACUUCGGACAUAGAAAUCUGACACGAAAACAAACCAUUGCAGUCAUUCAGCAGGCUUCCAGUAUGAGAGAGUUGGUACUCCUCAUGAACCCUAACCACGAUAAGAUGUUUGGAUGGAAUUUCCUAUACCUCUUGAACAGCCCUAACGGGACGAUAGAAUUUCGAAGGGGCGCUGCCAGUACCUCUGCGCAGCAUGUCUUCGUUUCUAUAGAGAUUGCCAUGUCGUUCGUUGAAGCUGCUAUCCGACUGGGCGAUCUGGAGAGACUCGGAAGGGUCCCCGCGACUAUUGGCGGUCUGAAGUGGUUCAUCAGGGCCGCAAAGCUUCCAGAGAAUGUGCCUGGCUUGUACGAUUCGCGAUAUCUUGACCUUCUGUUUUCGAGGAAGAGUGAGAAUGCGUUCAGAGAGCCCAAACCACUCGGAAACCUGUCCGCUUCGAGGCUGCUCAAGCUCAAGAACAAGAAAGAGGAAGACAAGAGGAAGAACCUUGCCAUGGUAAAAAUGCUUCAAGAGCCUUACUGGAGCUAG